CAGACCUUGUAAGUGCAGGGUGUGAGGGUCAAGUCUAACUCUAAAGCCCAGACUGGUUUCAUGCCCAGUUUUAGGCAGAGCAGAGGGGGGGAGAUGGUCACUUUCCAGGCCCUGCUCAUGACAGACAUCACUAAUCGAUCACGGCAUGGUCGAUACAGCGAAUCAUUUGCAGUGCUCUUUUCUGAAAAGCUCAGAGGCAGCUGUGAAGUCCCCAACACAGCACUCCAGGACACCAUUACCUAUCAGAAGAUCACGUCUACACUAUUUGCCAUUCCUGUGGUCCCACACCAUCAGCCUGGGGCCCUCAGGACUCAGGCACAAUCCCCAGAGGCUCUAGUCACCAGAGCAAGGGACCCUCUGUGCUCCACAUCAGUUGCUAUGCUGCUCUCGGGAGGGGCUUCCUGGCUCCUCUGGGUUCCCCCAGACAGAUGUCCCUUCCAAGCAUGUCCCUCCAACCAUCCAGGUUUGCCUGAGGCUCCAGGGCUAGCUAGGUCUUUAAUAGAAGUUUUUAUUAUGAGACAUUUCAGGUAUAUGUGUGGAGAACAAUAUCAUCACAGAGUUUAAGCAACAAAACAACACAGACACAACUGAAAUCCCCGUGUGGCCCCCCUCAGCGCACCGCCCCCCAGGCCACCGCUCUCUGAAUUUUGUGUUUCUCGUUCAUAGGCACAUUUCAGGACUUUUAUUGCGUGUUUGCAUACCCCUAUCAGCAAACCCCACAGAAGUGAUGUGGUUCAGACUUUCUUGCAGCUGUGGCCUUCAGGCAAUUGGAUGUUACAGACUUUCAGGCGCGAGGAUACGUGCAGCCUUGAUCGUCCACCAGGUCAGAAGGGGCCCAACCGGAAGGCCAGUUCAUGGUAGGAAAUUCCAGCCACGUGAGCCAACCGGAGCCAGGGAUUCUGAGCAGCCCGUGGCUUUAGAAGAAACUGAAACUUGUCUUGCCGGGGGCGGAGUGGUCACCGGGGAUUUAAAGAGCUGCCACUUCCUAGGGCCCCCAGAGGGCACCAGGAGGUCACAGUAGCAGAGGGACACCUCUGCCUGCCCCUUGCCUAAGCCAUGCACCUCUGCGAGGGCAAUGCGCUGCUGACGAGGACGGACCCCGAGGAGCAUCAGAGGCUGAAGAAGAAACAGAGGAACCGCGCGGCCGCCCAGCGCAGCCGGCAGAAGCACACGGACAAGGCGGACGCCCUGCACCAGCACGAGACGCUGGAGAAACACAACCGCUUGCUGCGGAAGGAGAUCCAGACUCUGCAAGCUGAGCUGGGGUGGUGGAGCCGGACCCUGCAUGCGCACGAGCGCCUGUGCCUGAUGGACUGUGCCAACCGCUUGGCUCCGGUGCCCCCUGGCUGCUGGGGCCAGACUGAGCAGCCCCCGGACCCCAUGCCCUGUGGACAAUAUGGCUUCCAGGAACAGCCAGGCCUGUUCCAGACCCCUGUCUCUUCUCCCUCGGCCCACCAGCUCUCUUCACAUCUGCGGCCUCAUAGUUCCCCUGGCCUCCUCCUGUCCCCUCUGCCUUCUCUGUCCCUUGGCUCCACCGCGGCCCCUGCACCCCCUCCCCAGCUGUCCCCCAGCCCUGUCCAGUCAGCCUCGCCCACUGGCUCCAGCCUGCUAAGGCCUUCCUCCAAGCUCGACGCCCUCCUGCCCAACCCCCCAGCCCAACCUGCCCCUCUACAGCCCCUUGGGGUGGAGCACCCCACCAGGGGGAAGCUGGGGUCCCCACCUGACAGCGCCUCACCUGCUCUGGGGCUGGCCGGCCUGCAGGGUGGGGAGCACAAGCCUGUGUCAGCAGCAGCAGCAGACCGGCAAGGGCUGGGUGUGGAUCCCGGUCCCCACCCACUCCUGGCCUUCCCCCUGCUCUCCUCUGCUCAAGUUCACUUCUAAACCACCCCCUGGAGCUGAGCCAGCCCCUUCCUGGGGCUGAAGGAGCAGCCAUAGCACACAGGGACCUCCUCCAUCGCCCCUGGAGGUUGCCUUUCUUGGCUGACCCGCUGGCCCAGCAUUUCACCAAGAAAAGAGAGUCAUUCCUGCUGCCCACCACUCUGCCGGGCCCUGUCACCGCUAUUAUCUUAUGUGGAGUCUGUGGUCAUUGCGCAAAAUCCGGAUCGUCGCUCCCCUUUUUUAGAUCAGGAGAUAGAGGCCAGAGAAGCCGUGUGAUGUGCCCAAGGUCACGUGGCCUUUUUUGGGAUCUGAAACCCCACCAUCUGUUCCUCCUUUUCUUGGUGGGAUCCUGGCCCGGGCACCCUAGGAACCGACGUCCUAGAAAGCGGGGGCUGGCGUGAAGAGGUUGAAGUGCCGGGAGCAAGGAGGAGACCUUUCUUCUGGUCUGUGCCUCCCAGGGCCACAGAUCCCUGCGGUCCUUGAAACCUCGCCCUACUGGGGCUGGUCCAGAGUCCAGGCCUAGAUGGGGAGAGGCCAGCCAAGCAGGAGCCCGGAAGUGGACGCUUUCUUCCCUAGCCGUGCUUUCAGGGCCAAGGAACCGCACUUGUGAGUUGGAGUUGGGGAGAAGCCUAGAACAGUCUCCCCGGGGAUGUCUGCCGGAGGGGCACCUAUAGACAUGCCAAGACCUCUAGGAGAGUCUCCAGGGUCAGCUCUCCAGGCUCUUCCCAAACAGCUCCCUGCCUUUCCCAGGCAGGAGCUCAGCUGUAGUAUCGGCUGGGAUUGGGGGUGGGGGUCCUCACUCAGACUCGGUCCAAGCUCCGUAAGGGGCCUGAGCCGAGAAACCCCAAUCCUCCACCUGGAUUUUCAUACAGACACUAUGCAAGUAUUUGACACGCUCCAAGAUGCUGAGCACGUCUUGGCGUACGUGUUGUGGUAAAUACAUUAAAGUGUUUUCCAAUUC
Molecule: messenger RNA, 2839 nt
Organism: Felis catus (domestic cat)
Lineage: Eukaryota; Metazoa; Chordata; Mammalia; Carnivora; Felidae
Gene: BATF2
Product: basic leucine zipper ATF-like transcription factor 2
Exons: 4
Coding region: 1057-1881 (274 amino acids)
Biological process (GO): regulation of transcription by RNA polymerase II
Cellular component (GO): nucleus
Molecular function (GO): DNA-binding transcription factor activity, RNA polymerase II-specific; RNA polymerase II cis-regulatory region sequence-specific DNA binding
Source: RefSeq, a predicted model, not a curated record